Alternaria postmessia is the source of this 513-nucleotide messenger RNA. RefSeq lists its product as uncharacterized. The transcript is spliced from 4 exons. Lineage: Eukaryota; Fungi; Ascomycota; Dothideomycetes; Pleosporales; Pleosporaceae. Bases 1 to 513 code for a protein of 170 amino acids. The record is from RefSeq and is a predicted model, not a curated record.
AUGGUACUUGAGGUCCACAAGAAGAGAAAGCGAGAUUAUGUCCUAGAAAUACCAGAACGAGAACGAGAGAACGAGCAACAGCAACAUCGACAGUUAGAUGGCAAACACGACGAGGCCGAGCAAUUUCCUACCAAUGUGCCCUCUGCUGCUCCACCGUCCGAGAAGCCAGGCUCGAAAUCCGAUCCCACCAAGACGUCUGUUCGCUCCGAGGCCGAACCAGAGAGGAAGAUAAUUGAGAUUGAAGAGACGCGACAUCAUCAAGACGAGUGUGCGACUUCAUACACUGCAUUAGAGCAAGAGGUGCAAAGCUUGCAGGAUGAUAAAAGGGCGUUUGAGGAACUGAAGAACGAGGAGAAGAAGAACGAGAACGCGAACGAGAAGAAGAAGAAGAAGAACGAGAAGAAGAAGAACGAGAACGAGAAGAAGAACGAAAACGCGAACGAGAAGAAAAACGAGAGAACGUCCUCUGCAUCAUUGAGACGGUGUUUCGUGUCGCAUCAAUCGCAAUGGUGA